GGGAGCGGGAACGGGGAACGACGAAAAACGGCCAGGCCAAGGGUCUGCCAGUCUGCCUCCUCGCAGUCGCCGCGUGUUACAGCAGCACGGUUCGAAGUGUGAUUCGCAAGAAUAAGGCAUCGGAGCAUCGUGCGCGCGCGUGCCCCAUUCUGCCCUGCGUACAUAUACAUUCUCAGUGUCCGUUCAGUGUCCGUAUAGUGUAUACGCACAUACCUACCUACGUUUGCCGAAACUCCAAGAGUCGAAUUUCUCGCGCGCGUCCUUACGUAAGUGUCGGAGCAGCUGUACUUUUCUUCGAACAGCAUACAGCGCAAGGUGCGACAAGUAAAAAUAUUCUCGGAAACCGCGCGCGCGUGCAGUGUAUGCCCAUUGUGCAUGUGUACAUGACCUCGACGCCGCCGCUGUUGCUCCUGUACCCGCCCGCUGCUAGCCGGUGAGGUUAUCCUUGUCCUCUGUACGUACCGCUGUGGUUCCUCGUCGGUGUCGUCCUCAUCCCCCGGAGCAAAGCUUUCUCAGAAAACUGGAUCCAAAAUUGAGUUUAUUUUGAUAGUGCAUUUGUGACAUGGAAGCUGGAUUUCUCAAUUUCCACGAUGAGGAACACUUUUCAGAUUUCUCAUUAUCCUUGGACCAUCAGCACAAUCUACUGGGUGAAUCGCAAAGUUCAUUAGCACAAAUAGUUGAUAGUGAUUUUGAUUAUGUAGAAAGCUUAGGAUUUGAUUCAAAUGAUGCAUUAUGGGAAACCGAACAAGAGCUCAAUGGAGACCUUGCAGUAUUGCCGGUCUCAGGUGUUUCUGGGGUUAUUCCAAAGAUGGAAAAUAUCAAAGAAGACUUUGCAAAAGUACUCACCGAUUGGCAAGAACACAUUGGGUACUUACAGGCUUCAGAAAUCGAAGAGGAUAUCAAUUUAGAUAUGGGAUUGCACAUAAAUGAAGACUUGGCUAAGGACAUUUUUGAAGAUAUAGAAAAAUCUGCAAAUAAUAUUUUGAAGAGUCCUGUAAAGUUGGAACAGCCACAAAAACAAAGUCACAAAUUAAGUCCUGUCAAAUUUCAUGUUGAUCAGUAUGAAUCUCCACGUGUAUCUGAGUCUGAUCAAAGUGAAAAAGAAAUAGAUGUUGUAGGACUAGAUUCAGUCGAGGAUGUAAACCCCAUUGUAGACUUCAUGCAUGUCAGAAGACGACAUGCGACUACUACGUCCAAAGAAAAUAAUUCCAAAAGUUUAGGUAAAAAAGUUAUUAAAACUAAGCAAGAACCAAUUGAAGUCAAAGAAGAAUUAUUGUCUGACUUCGAGAAUGAACCAAUUCCAGAAAUUCCAUCACCAACAGAAGAACUGGACUGUGCAAAGAGUAGUAAAAAAAAACAUAGUAAAAAACAUAAGGAAGAAGUUCCAAGUAAGAGAAGUCGCAAAUCUGGUAAAGAAGCGCCUGAUUUUGUUGGAAAGAUUCCCAAAAAAUUGAAAAAAGACUUAAAAUCUGAUGAGAUUAUAAAAGAAAGUAAUUCAACUACUGUUCCCUCAAUAUCUAAAAAAGCACCUGCAUUGGAAGCUGGUGAUGUCAAGAGCCUUUUAGAACAAUUUGAAGCUACGGAAGCUGCCGCAAUCUCCUCAGAAAUUCCUGACAAAACACAACUUUCACAGGCGUCUUCCAAGAAAUCUUCGUCAAAGUUCAUUGUAAAUAAGUCCCAAGUAACUUUAUUGAAGAAGUCGACCGAUUCACAAGAUUCAAAGUUCCAUCAAGACAUUCGUGACUCUCUACCAAAAGAAGUAAUAGAUAGGAUAAAGGCAUCUUCUGGUCGUAAAAAGAUGAUAUCAGUUAUACCUGCGAUUCCCAACACCAAAAUCGGAACACGAAACAAUGGAACCAGGAUGCAAGAGGCCGCAGCUACUCUCUCAAGGAAUAAGUUACUAAAACUAGUUACGAACAACAGUAAUUCCGGCGUAAGGGUUGACGGAUCGGUACAAUUGGACCACGACUACUGCAGCAACUCCAACUCGAUGAUGAGCAGUAGCAGCAACAGCUGCGAUAGUAACAGUGAGUACGAUAGGCAAUCUAGCGACAGCGAACAACUCACUCCCGUUAAGCAAGAGUCUAGUAAAGAAAAAAAUGGUUGUUAUGGUAAAGGUGGUGCAGAGCACCUCAAGUCCACUAACCACAAGACCAGCGCAGCAACCAGGAAGAACAACUGGACGGAUAGCAGUUCAAAGAAGGACAGUGGUCUUGAGUCGGGCGAUGUCAGUGAUGCAAGCGAGGAGCAGACUCCAGCGUCUAAGGUAAAGAAAUCCUUGCUGCAGGACACUCCACCGUCAAAGGAGUCGAAGGAACUUAAGAAGAACCCUGCCCACGGCAGUAUCUUGGAUAGCAUCAAUAAAGUGUCGUUGAUAAAUAAACCUCCAACAACCAACUCUGUAAAACCCGUUUAUGAGAUGAAGAUACAAUCUGCGUUGGCCACAAGCAUACUUCAACUUCGCAAGGGUGUGCUCACUAAAACCAAGUCUCUUGACAAUCAUAAGCCUAAGCAAAUGGUGUCAGUGCUGAAGAAACCACCGGUGGCCACUACUCCUCAGAAAAUUUUCGGCAGCAAUCUCAAGGAAUCGAUUGUUACUACAACAAACAGCUCGAAUGAUCAGGUACAGAAUAUAAUCGUGCAGGACACGGCUGAAAUUGAGCUACCUGAAGAGACAAAGAAGAAGCCGCCGCGCAGGAAACUGAAUCUUGCCGAGUACCGGAGUCGUCGCGAGCAGAACCGAAGUGAUGGAAGUCGUACAAAUUCGCCGAUACAGCCAAUGACUUUACUUUAUAUUCACCAUGCCUCCACUAACACAGAACCUAUCAACGAUGACCUUGAGAAUCCUGUUUGGUCCGAGAGAGAGAUCGUGUCAGUACUGAAGCCGAAAGCCGAAGUCGAAGAAGAAAAGCUCAAGCCGAAGCGUCCGACUAGAGAUAGGGGUAUGCAAACUACGGAGACUGUUUUCGGAAUAGUUUACGAAGAUGAAGAAGACGAGGAGCAGGAAGAACAGAAAACACCGGGUCAGGUACCUGAAGCGGUAGCUGAACAAGUGCCCGAACAAAAGCAAAAGGAACAAAUAAUGCAAGAGCAACAGAUUGCUAAAAAAGCGGUUGUUAACAGCAAUGUUAAUCUUAACGUUCAGAUAGCAACGAAGGAUGCAGUCGAAAACAUGGUAACGGACGAUCAACUUGAGGUUGGUGAAAUUGUAGAUGACCAGGCUGUGAGCAAUGACAAUGCAAGUAAUAAAAUUCCAGUAAGCAAUGCUAAUGCCGAAAGACAAAAUGAAGAAGAAAAUGCUUCCAUGAGUAUAAACCGUCUACGAGACCGGAAGCACCGCAAUUAUAGACGUAAUCGCGCUUCCCCGGGCUCAUCCCGCUCACGUUCCAGAAGUCGUAGCCGUAGCAGUCGUGGUGGUGCACGAAGUUUACGUCGUGCAGCAAGUCGCAGUAGAAGUAGGAGCCGCAGUCGCAGCAGCAGGGCGAAAACCCGAAAUAACCGUAGUCGCAGUAGAAGUCGUAGCAGAAGCAGAAGUCGUAGCAGAAGUUCCAGUUCGGAUAGAAGCAGAUCGCGUAGCCGGAGCAGAUCCCGCGCAUGUCGCCAAACAAGACGCAGAAGAAUUAGUCACCGGCGCAGCUCAGUAAGCUCAAGUAGCAGCUGGUCGUCUCGGUCACGCUCCAGAUCCAGGUCCAGGUCUAGGUCAAGGUCAAGGUCAAGAUCAAGAUCACGAUCUAUGUAUAGCUCGGCUUCAUCAAGAAGAUCCAGGAGUUCGAGGUCCAGGAGCUCCAGGUCUCGGUCCAGGUCAUCGCGAUACUCUAGCUGUUCAAGGUCCUCGUCUCGCUCAAAUUUCGGACGUUCUAAAUGGUCGAGUCAUCGGAGGAAGGGAAGGCGGGAGCGCAGACGGAGUUAUGAUAGGCACAGGCGGCACUCCUCGGGUAGUAGUCACGGCUACAAUGAUUGGAGGAGGUCCCCAUCUUACAGACGCCCAUAUGAUGAAUGGUACGUAAAAGAAAAACAGCGUCAAGUGGAAGAAAGAAGAGUAAUUUACGUGGGUAGAUUGAAAGAGGGUAUUACAAAAGCUGAGCUACGACGAAGAUUCGAAGCAUUUGGCCCUGUCGUUGAUAUUAGCAUACAUUUUCGCGAGCGCGGUCAUAAUUAUGGAUUUGUAACAUUUGCUUAUAAAAAUGAUGCUUAUGAAGCAGUUGAACAUGGAAAUGACGAUCCUUCUUUGCCUAGAUAUGAUUUGUGCUUCGGUGGACGCCGAGCAUUUUGUAAAGUGAAAUAUGCAGAUUUAGAUGGGGCAGCCAGCAAUUCGUUAGGAACUAGUAGAGGAAACGUAUACAAACCAGAAGAAGAAAAUACUUUUGAUCUUUUGCUUAAAGAAGCACAAGCAAAAUUGCGUAAAAGGAAAGUUUGACACACGUAUUGCUUAUUAGUUUUAAAUGUAAUUUAACAUUUGGUUUUGCCGCUGCCAUAAAGUUUAAUUAAUUCUGGAUCAUUCGUAGUACGUUGAGAUUUGAAUGCGUAUUGCAUGUAACGAAGUUAAAUAAUAAUUUAAUUAGAUAAGGAAUCAUUUGUUAACAAGAAAUGCUGAAUCUUUUUUGAUAUACGAUUAUAGAAUAGUAUAAAUAAUUUAAAAAACUAGAACAGCACAGAACCAUCCAUUUUACGCUACUAUUAUAUACGGUGGAUCAAGUGACGAUGAGCUAUAAUACUAUUAAUGACUAUAGACAAGUAUAUUCAUAUUUAAACCAAACUAUCUACGUCCGAGUAUGUAUGUUAUAGGGGAAAUAUUUCUUUGCUAAGCAUGCAAUCCAGUAUUGCAAACAUUUUAAAAUAUGUGGUUUUAAGUUAUUGGCAUACGGGAGAUCAUAUUUUAUUUUUUUCUAAAACAAUCUCUUUGCCAAUCAUAAAUCACACUGAUACAACCAAGCAUUUCAUAGCUACAGAGUGCGUAUGAAAUUAGUUUGAUUAUUUUUGAUCUGCAAAUAUAUGUUCAUAGUUAUCGAUGUAUUUUCCUUUAUUAUAUUAAAAUAAUGGAUGUAGUUUCAUCUCAAAUGGAAUCUAUGAUUCAUCAUAUCUUAAUUGAUUUUGAUUUGCAGUUCGAAUUAUUUGUAGUAUAUUAUGCUAUUGCAAGUAUUCUUAUAAAUAAAAUCAAUUGAUCUAAUUAGCUGGAUUUUUUAUCAAUAGAAGAAUCAUUAAAAUAUAAAUUGAAAUUCAAAUUUUUUUCGCAAGGUGCUCUAUUAUAGUAGGAUGUAAACUAUGUACAGGACUUAGGACUUUCAAAAUGUUAUCGAACGUUUCUAUUUUAACGUUUGUGUAGACUAUAAGCGUCAUACAUUUGCUAUGAAGAUAAAUAAAUUGUAUAUAUUACGAUUCUUUCUGUUUUCUUAUGAAGUAGCACGUAAAAAAUUAUCCAUUACUACAGAAGAUUAUUUUUAUUUCAAAUUUUGCAAUGGUCUUGUUUGCAUGAGUUGAUGUUGAAACAACAAUUAUAUCAUGUCAAUACUUUUCACAAUUAACAGAAAAGGGUCUAUUUCUCAGUUUAUUAAUAGAACUUUUCAUGAUAUAUAGAAGAACAUUAUUUUCGGGAAUAUCUUGCUCCUGAUUACAAUUGUGAAGUCAGGCGAUAGAUCUUGUCAUUUUUAUACAAUUAUUAACAUUAAAAAUCCAAAUAAAAAGCACUGAUGCCAUUUUUGACAACCCAAAAAAGUCUGAUUACUCUGAGUAAAUAUUAUUAAAGGAUUUACUAAUUUACUAAGAAUUUACUAAUAAUCGUAUUAAUACAUUAUUCAACACAUAGAAGCAAAAUAAUAUGCCGGACAUGUCGAUGUAUAAUAUAUAAACAAGUAUGAAAUAAUGGUGCACCAAUUUUUUUGUAUAACGAUAUUUUGUAUAAACAAUAUUUAAUUCUAAAUCUUAUUUCUUUUUUAAACAGCUAAGUCUUCCAAAAUCUAUUGAAAAUAUGUCAAAAAAAUUUAAUAAUGGUUUGGUAUGUUAAAAUUAUAAAAAGUAAAGAAAACCCAAAAAAUUAUGCGUUCAACAAAUAUACUUAUUUUGAUUUUUUUUGUUGCUAAAUACAAUGUGUUAAUUGGGUCUUUUAAUCGUAGUUUAUUGUAUUACAAAAAAAAGAAAAAAAUUUUAACAAUGCACAAUAAGUAUCUGCAAGUCUUGGCUAUGGCGAGUAAAUACGUAAUUGGUUCAAUAGUACUCACGCCAUGACAUCUAAAAGUGCGAGUGUCAUAGGAAUAUAUAUUGAAUCCCGUCGAUUAUUUCAAUACAAAAUCUCUAACUUACAAUUACAAGAUCGUUGAACUUUAUUUUGUCAUUAUAGUUGACAAGCAUUCAGGGUUGACAAAGCUUGUGUCUUACCUUUUCAAAAUUCAGUAACAAUUACAAAUUGGUAAUCUCAAGAUGCUAGUAGUGUUAGAAAAUAUAUAGUAUCUAGUUAUAUAAAUAAAUAUAAAAUAAAUAGAAGAAAAACAUGAAAGACUAAAGACGGCUACGUCAUCAUAGAAGAAAGAUAUAUAAUGCACCGGGGGCGAUAAAAAAAAGUGAUGACUAAACAAGUUGUAUGUAUAAUUAUCGUAUGAUUAAAAACUACUUUGUACUAAGCAAUGCAUUAUUAAUGGGCAAAUAUUCUGUAAAAUUCAAGUAUAGCAUUCAAAAUUUAUUUCAUUCUCUUCGAUUUCUCUAUUCAAUGUGACGAUUUCUACAAUAGCGCAUAUUGGGAUGAAUUUCAUUUCUGUAUAAUACGUUACCGAAAUGUGAUAUGAACAUAAACAAAUGAUAUUAAUUUUAAAAUUUUAGCAUGAAUUAGCACUACACACGAUUUACACACAAGAAUCAAUUUGUAAUUUUUUAAAGACAAAUUUCAGCAGCGUAUUUGUCAUCGCGCAUGGUACUUUUUAGAUAACAUAUGUAAAAAUAGGAUUAAGUUUUCUAAGAUACCUUAACUGAAACAUGCGUCUGAAAUUGUAUUCUAAUUGUGAAACAAGGCUAUGUACUACCAGCUUAAUACAGAAUUUAAUGGACAAAAA
This is a messenger RNA of Nasonia vitripennis (jewel wasp), 7040 nucleotides long. RefSeq names its product NK-tumor recognition protein. Gene Ontology annotation, cellular component: nucleus. Lineage: Eukaryota; Metazoa; Arthropoda; Insecta; Hymenoptera; Pteromalidae. Gene Ontology annotation, biological process: positive regulation of transcription by RNA polymerase II. Gene Ontology annotation, molecular function: RNA binding; transcription factor binding. The coding region runs from base 563 to 4417 and encodes 1284 amino acids. The transcript is spliced from 15 exons. The record is from RefSeq and is a predicted model, not a curated record.